AUGAGGGUCAACGGCUUCCCACUUUACGCCGUCCUCUGGGGCAUCUUCUGCCUCGCCCGCCCCAUCCUCGCCUCCAAUGAAGCCUUUGGCUCCCUCAUGCUCUUCCUGUACAAUGCCUACCGCUUCGACGAGACCGUGAGCAACGGAAAGCCCGGCCUCGCCAACCAGUGCAGUCCCAAAGACAGCGACGGACCGAGCAGCAAACUCAACCGAGGCUGCAACUUCCACGGCUUCCUUCGCCAUGUCCUUCGAUCAUCCUACGACCCCAGCGCUGGCGGCAUGAAAAAGGUGUCCGACCCUUGGAUGCCAACCGAAACCGAGGUGGUUGACUUACAUAAAUGGUCCAGCGUGAAUGCCGAUGCCGGCUACAACGCUGCAAGGGUCAUGGGCUCCUCUGGAAACUACUUCAACUCGCACCUCAUGUUCCGCGUCGUGGCCGCUCGCGUCAAGAAGCUCGCCGCCAGCGAUCCCGCGGUUCUCCUGCGGGCGGAUAAUGCUGCCCAGAUGAUUACCAAAACUGAGUCCCUUCUCGGCGGCGACAAGUCCAAACUCGUGAAAGCCGACGACGAAAACCUAGUCUUCCGCGAUGUCGUGCUUCUGCGGGAUGAUCUCAGCUUCGGGGUUGGAGGUGAGGGCGCGGACCGUUGCAGCGGGCGCAACCGUGACAGUGACCAAAGAGACAAGGAUGACAAGAAAGAGAAGGACGAGAACAACCAGUCGUGCAAGAAGCCAAAGCGAUCCUUGCUAGACUCCUUUGCAAAUAUGCUGUUCAAGAGACAAAAUGGCGGCGGCAGUAACAACAACUGUCAAACCAAAACGGAAACCAUCCGUCAUGCGCGCCCAAAGGGCACGGAGUCCAUGACUAUCUUCACCUGCAACGACGGCGUAGCCAUGGGUCAAUCUGGUAGCGCAACUGCCGAGUGGGGAUCCACCGCGAAGGCCAAUGGCAAACCCGCCGAAUAUGCCCAGCACAACUAUGCGUGGUCCGCCAACAAGGAUAACAAAGGAAAGAAGGCGCAGCGCGUGCGCUUAAUCCCACAGUCAGAUAACGGACCCGCGGGAACGAUUUGGAAGGGAUUCUGUGACUUGACCGGAGAGUACGGCCCCAUGACCAAGACCAAGGUCAAUGGCGCGAACAAGGUCAUCGAGAACGUCGACUUGUACCUCCGAGCCAGGCCGGCGGACGUGAAUCAGAACCUAGGGGCAGACAAAACAAUGACCGAAACCACAACGUCCUACGUCAAAACUGGCCGGGCUGUGUUUUCUCUCCAAUUCGAAGACCAAAAGUUCAAGCUUCCAAACGAUGGCCUCGAUGACAACCCUUGUCUGCCAGACAUCGUACGCGGCACGGAUCCUGGCUGGGCUCUCUUAACCUAUGAUGAAUAUUACGAUCGCAACCCAGAUCUACAGCAGUACACGGCCCUUUACAAGAACGUCGUGGUCCCCGCAGCGCUGCCACCUAUAGUUCCUCCCGCCCCUCCCCCCCCCCGGCCCCCGCCCCCGAGGCGACUGCGCCGGGGUACUCGCGCGGACUGGGACGAGGUUGUCGUCAUUGAUACAGACGAGGAAACGUGUAUCAAUGGCGGGAUGGGUCGACUGCGCGAGAUGGAAGAUGAUUAUCAGGAGUUCAGACGCCAGCAGGGCGGCGUCGAGGACCCUCGGCGGUAA
This is a messenger RNA of Parascedosporium putredinis, 1668 nucleotides long. The record is from the annotation of a GenBank genome assembly. NCBI's taxonomy places the organism in Eukaryota, Fungi, Ascomycota, Sordariomycetes, Microascales, Microascaceae.